This is a messenger RNA of Cyclocybe aegerita, 1125 nucleotides long. The record is from the annotation of a GenBank genome assembly. NCBI's taxonomy places the organism in Eukaryota, Fungi, Basidiomycota, Agaricomycetes, Agaricales, Hemipholiotaceae.
AUGACUUAUGCGCCUCAAAACCCUGUCGACGUGCCCCCCUUUCAACUACAAAGACUGGUCCAGGAGGUGCUUGAACCUAGCGUAUCUGGGAGGGCUCAAGUUCGCUGUGCUCAGGCGCUAGGAUCUGAGAUAUACGUCGGUUGCUCGGAUGGCGGGCUCCUUCGAUAUGCACUUCAAGCCGACGACCCAACCAAGCUCGAGUCAUACACGAUCCUGUCCCGACAAUCCGUCCCAGGAGAGAAGCCCGUGGACGAGAUCGUCCUCAUCCCAAGUCUGUCGCGGGCAUUGGUGUUAUCCGACCACCAAAUCCAUUUCUACACAAUCCCCUCGCUCGACCCGUACCCAAUCAAGCCGAUACGACAUGCUAUCACGUUUGCAGUCGACGACCAUCACUUGAAGCGGCCGUCACCGUCUUCUGCCCCUCCUGGAGUAUCAAUCCCAAUCGACCCGGUGGAUUUUUGCGUCAUUAAAAGGAAUAGCAUCGCGAUGUAUGUGUUGAAGGACCGGCUAAUCUAUCAGAAAGAAAUCCCACUGCCUCAAGGUGCCUCUCUCGCCCGACGAGCAGGCCGCUCGCUGUGCAUCUGUGACAAGACAUAUUAUAGCAUGGUCGACUUGGAAGAUGCCUCAAUGUUUCAGCUCCUUCCUCUAUCACAGGCGUUCGAUCCGACGCCCUUCGUUGUCAAGCCCUCGAUUACGGUCAUCAGUCCAAACGAGUUCCUCAUCUUGUCGUGGACGGGCGCGAGCACCCUUGGCUUGUUCAUCACGGGGGCCGGAGAUCCAGUUAGAGGCACGUUGGAGUGGCCAAGCCAUCCAGAGGCAGUUUGUUUGGAUUACCCUUACAUCACCUCUCUCCUCCCCAACAACACCAUAGAGAUCCACAGCGUCGAGACACAGUCCAUCGUCCAAGUCAUCGGUGCCCCUCUCUCAUCUACGUCGUCAUCCAAGGCCUCUUCCCCAGUAAAGCCCUCGACGCACUCUCGGGGCGCCUCUUCCGGGUCAAGAUCUAUCGAUCUGGACACAGCUCGCCGGACGAACCUCGUCUCCAGCGUCAGCGGUUACCUCGUGCCCUCCACACAAAGGUCGGAUAAGAUGCGGCCUGUCUCUGUCAAGUUAAUCCGGACUUAG